AUGGCCAGUGACCGUGCUGCGCCCCAGCCGUCUGUAUGGCAUGUGGGGUCUGCACCCCAUCCUAUGCUGGAUAGACUGGGCAAUCCUUUGAGUAUAGAACCACCUUCCUUUGACCCACACCCAGCCUAUCUGAAUUCCAGCCAGUCACGACACUGGACCUUUCAUCCCUCGGCUCUGGCGUCGCUACGCAGGGACACUCACGAAAAAGUAAGCGACUCCAUCUUACAAUACGUGUCUGAAACGCCAAAUACAUCUAGUCCUGAGCUUUUAUCGGUCGAGGAUGAAGUGGCCAUUAUGCGGUUUUACCUCAUGCGCAUCGGCAAACUUGUCAAGGCUGUAGGCCUUCCGUCCCUGAUAGAAGCCACGGCCAUGUCAUACAUGAAGCGCUUUUAUCUACGAAACUCGUGCAUGCAAUUUCAUCCCAAGCUUAUCAUGCUCACAAGCAUCUAUUUGGCAUCUAAGGCAGAGAACUACCCUAUUCCUCUAGCUCAUUUUUGCGCCCAGGUGAACAAGAAUGCUGGGACUAGUGCACAGGCCCAACAGGCUCCUUCGGCUGUGCGUGGUGAUGUGACAGAAUCCAUUUUGUCUCAAAUCGAAUUCGGAAUGGUGCAGAGCCUCGGUUUUGAGCUCGGUGUACACGGCGCGCAUCGUGCUCUCUACGGGUUUAUUUUGGAUAUCCAGACAGUCAUGCCUCACCUCACGCGUGAAGAUUUACUUGCUUUUGCUGCCUCUGUACAACCUUAUUUGCAUUUCUCGCGACUCACUGAUGCUGAGUUUCUUUUCACGCCAAGUCACAUCGCGCUUGCCUCGUGCUGGAUGUGCGAUGUCCCUUCAUCGUCCAAUAAAUCGUCUAUACAUGGCAAAGACCUUGUCAUGUCCUGGCUUAAAGCCAAGGAGGAGCGAGGCGUGUAUGCUCUUCAAAAGCAGCAAAAGGAGCGUGAUUUAUGGCGGCAAAAGCAACGCGUUCUUGGUUCAGAAGCCGCGCCCGAACUGGAUUCUAGAAGGGAUGAAGCCUCUGCCGCUCAUGCUUUACCCAAGCUUGUAUAUGGACUUGGACUACCUAUUGAUGAUAUUGUGAUAAUUCUCGAGAGAAUUGCCGACAUGAUCCAUUCCGUCGUGAUACCAGGCACUAUCCCGCCCAAGCCAUCCAUGGACGUGGAUCACGUCAAGCAAGUCGAUCUAAAGUUACGAUGCUGCCUCAGUAUAUUCGAGACCGUGAAUCGCGAUGCUUUGCGUAAACGCCCAGCUGAAGACACCGUUGAUCAAAUAAAGCGCGUGAAAAUAGAGACAUAA
Molecule: messenger RNA, 1293 nt
Organism: Malassezia restricta
Lineage: Eukaryota; Fungi; Basidiomycota; Malasseziomycetes; Malasseziales; Malasseziaceae
Product: cyclin H
Exons: 1
Coding region: 1-1293 (430 amino acids)
Biological process (GO): regulation of transcription by RNA polymerase II; regulation of cyclin-dependent protein serine/threonine kinase activity
Cellular component (GO): nucleus; transcription factor TFIIK complex
Molecular function (GO): cyclin-dependent protein serine/threonine kinase regulator activity
Source: RefSeq, a predicted model, not a curated record